Daphnia pulicaria is the source of this 919-nucleotide messenger RNA. RefSeq names its product NADH dehydrogenase [ubiquinone] flavoprotein 2, mitochondrial-like (gene ND-24). Gene Ontology annotation, biological process: mitochondrial electron transport, NADH to ubiquinone. The record is from RefSeq and is a predicted model, not a curated record. NCBI's taxonomy places the organism in Eukaryota, Metazoa, Arthropoda, Branchiopoda, Diplostraca, Daphniidae. The transcript is spliced from 6 exons. Gene Ontology annotation, molecular function: NADH dehydrogenase activity. Bases 104 to 835 code for a protein of 243 amino acids.
UACUGCAGGCGAUUGCCCAUCGGUCUGCUAGGAUUUUUGUCGUUUUGUGAUCAAAUUCUAUAUUCUUUAAAAACAACCAAAUUGUUGGUUGACUAUAAAAGAAAUGAUUUCUUCUACAGCAAAUAAAAUUGGAAGAGCACUGAGCUCACAGGUUAGGAGUUUCACUGUAUCCUCUGCUUCUCUCAGUGAUAGUUUGUUUGUUCACCGGGACACCCCCAAAAACAAUCCUGAUGUCCCAUUUGCAUUUACAAAAGAAAAUGUUGAGAGAGCCAAUGCCAUCAUAAAUAUUUAUCCUGAGGGACACAAGCGUGCUGCAGUUAUUCCUCUUCUGGACUUAGCCCAACGCCAAGCUGGAGGAUGGCUCCCAAUUUCAGCAAUGCAUGCUGUUGCAGAUAUGCUUAGUAUGCCGAAAAUGAGAGUUUAUGAAGUGGCUACCUUUUACACCAUGUUUAAUAGAAACCCAAUUGGAAAACACUUUGUUCAAGUCUGCACAACAACACCUUGCUGGCUUAAUGGCUCUGAAAAAAUUAUGAACUGUUUGAAAAAGAAACUUAACCUCAACAACGGGGAGACCACACCCAACGGGGAAUUCUCACUAUUGGAAGUCGAAUGUCUCGGAGCAUGUGUCAAUGCACCCAUGAUGCAGAUCAACGAUAACUUUUUUGAGGAUCUGACUGAGAAGGAUACAGAAGAAAUCAUUGAUGACUUGAAAGCUGGACGCGAACCUAAAGCUGGUCCUAGGAAUGGACGUUUCGCCGCUGAGCCUCGUGAUGGACUUACAUCUCUUACGGAACCUCCUCCAGGCCCAGGAUUUAAAAUUCAACCCGGCUUGUAAACAAUAAACAAAACUGUAAAGAUUACCCAUAUAGGAUUGGUGUAUGACAUAUGGAGGUAGUAAAUACAUACAAAAUUAUCACAA